Messenger RNA from Acanthosepion pharaonis, 1578 nucleotides. The record is from the annotation of a GenBank genome assembly. NCBI's taxonomy places the organism in Eukaryota, Metazoa, Mollusca, Cephalopoda, Sepiida, Sepiidae.
AUGUUUCCUAUUUGCUCCUUAUCUUUAUCUAUCUAUCUAUCUAUCUAUCUAUCUAUCUAUCUAUCUAUCUAUCUAUCUAUCUAUAUCCCAGUUCGUUCAUAUCUAUGCUCGUUCCCUCUCUCUCUCUCUCACUCUCUCUCUCUCUCUCUCUCUCACACACACACACACACAGACACAGACACACACACACACACAUAUAUAUAUAUAUAUAUGUAUAUAUAUAUAAUUCUACCCUAUCUCUGUUUCACUGUCUAUCUAUCCAUCUAUCUAUCUAUCAAAUUAUAUUCAUCAUCUAUCUAUCUAUCUAUCUAUCUAUCUAUCUAUCUAUCUAUCUAUCUAUCUAUCAAAUUAUAUUCAUUAUCUAUCUAUCUAUCUAUCUAUCUAUCUAUCUAUCUAUCUAUCUAUCUAUCUAUCUAUCUAUAUAUAUAUAUAUAUAUAUAUAUUUAUAUAUUAUGUUCUUUUAAACUUUAUCUAUCUAUCUAUCUAUCUAUCUAUCUAUCUAUCUAUAAAAUCUAUCUAUCUAUCUAUCUCAGUCUUCUUAUAUCUAUCUAUCUAUCUAUCUAUCUAUCUCAGUCUUUUUAUCUAUCUAUAAAUCUAUCUAUCUAUCUAUCUAUCUAUCUAUCUAUCUAUCUAUCUAUCUGUUUGCGUCAUUGUUUCUAUCUAUCUAUCUAUCUAUCUAUCUAUCUAUCUAUCUAUCUAUCUAAAUCGGUUCAUAUCUAUCUGAGUCUCUGUGAUAAAUUUGAUUCUCUAUCUAUCUAUCAAUUUCAAUUUAUAUAUGUAUCUAUCUAUAUAUUUUAUCUAUUCAUUCUAUUAUCUUAUCUUAUCUAUCUAUCUAUCUAUCUAUCUAUCUAUCUAUCUCAUUCUGUUCGUAUAUAUCUUAUUGUGUUUCUAUCUAUCUAUCUAUCUAUCUAUCUAAUUCAUAUCUAUCUCUAUUCUCAUUCUGUUCGUAUCUAUCUCAUUGUGUUUCUUUCUAUCUCUCUAUCUAUCUAUCUCAUUCUGUACGGAUCUAUCUAUCAUAGUCAACUCAUAUUUCUCUCCCUCUCUCUCUGUUUUGCACCCCUUGUAAGGAGAAAAAAAUUUAAAGUGUUUACUUGUUCCCCCAGCCCUCUUCGUCUCUUAUUUAAAUCUCUUUCUUUCUUUUUUUUUCCUUCUUUUUUAUUUCUUAAUUUCUUUCUUUUUUUAUUAACCUCUUCAAAAGAAAAAAAAAAAUCUAUCAUCUAUCUAUCAUAUCUAUUUAUCUAUCAAUCAUUCUUUCCAACACUCUUAAAUCUAUCUAUCUAUCUAUCUAUCUAUCUAUCUAUCUAUCUAUCUAUCUAUCUAUCUAUCUCAGACUUUCAUUAUCUAGCUAAAUCUAUCCAUAUUCAUUCAUUCAUUAUCUAUCUCCAUCUAUCUAUCUAUCUAUCUGAGCCUCAUCAUAUCUAUUUAACUAUCUAUCUGAUUAAAUCCUACUUGUUUCAUUCAAUUUUUGCAUCCAUCUUUUUUCUUUCUAUCUAUCUAUCUAUCUAUCUAUCUAUCUAUCUAUCUAUCUAUCUAUCUAUCUUUAUAUUCAUAAAAUCCUCUCGAAAUGCUUUCUAUUAA